UCAAAAGCUGUUGCUGUCUUUAGUAUAAAACUGCAGCACCAUUCUGAAAAAAAGCCCAAACCUUGUGCAUUAAUUAAGUGGAUUUACCAUAUUUACUUGCGUGCUGAGGGGGAGUCAUACAGCUGGGCUGUAUUGGCAUGAACAGGUCUGUAACUGGUUAGGCAGAAAGAGCAGAAAUGGAUUCACGCAACAUUCCCUACCGCUCAGAAGUGGCCAGAUGGACCCCAGAUGACUUGUCAGACUACUUCAGGAAGUUAAACUUCAAGGAUUGUGAGAAAGUUGCCAGAAAACACAGCAUGACCGGACAAAGAUUUCUGAACAUGUCUGAGAAUGACAUUCAGAAGUUUCCAAAGCUAAGAAUGCCAAUACUAAUCAAGCUAAGUCAGGAAAUAAAUCGAAAUGAAGAAAGAAAGAGUUUCUUUCCAAAAAGGACACAUGCACCAAGGGUUCCUGAAAAUACAGAACUGAGACAUGAGGAGAUUGACGGCUGGUCUUCCUUUGAAGAUAGUGAUGAUUAUGAAAGCCCAGAUGAGCUGGAAAACGAAGACUGUGUAGACUAUGAAACUCCCAAUGAAGAUGGUGGGGAUGAUGAAAAUGAAGCAGAUUAUGAACCUCCUCCAUCAAAUGAUGAAGACCUACACCGCAAUGCUAUAUUUCCUUCCAAAUCACUUCCAACCAACUCACAAUACAUAGAUAGACCUGCAACAGUGUCUAAAACAUUGCUUCAGCCUCCUGUUCCACCACAAAGGCCCGGAUCCUCCCCUGUACCAGCAGCAAGUGGAGGCAGAGGCACUGGGCAGCUACCUUCUUAUUCUCCUUCAAGCAAUGGAAAAAAUAUCAGGUCAUUUAAACCUCCAGCUCCUUCUAUAGAUAGAAGGAAUAAGCCCCCACUUGAUUGGUCUGGGCCACCAUUCGACAGAGACCUCCCAGGAGCAGGCAGAAGAGGAUUUGCUGAAAUGCCUUUGGCACCAAAGCUCAGGUAUCUGGGAGAAGAGUUAGCAAAGAUACAGAAGCCUCCUGUGCCAUCAACUGAUAAAAAAAACAAUCCAACCAAUAGAAAGAAACCACCACUCAUAAAGAACAGUCCAGUAUCUGAAAGAAGGGCAGAUAUGGAAGAUGGUCAUGUUCCCCACAGGCCAGUCCCACAGCCACCUUCACAGUCACCAUUCUUUAACACCUUCCCUUCUAAGCUACCAUCUAAACAGACUCCUUUAUUAUCCAAGGCUGAGCCUGAAGCAUACACAGAAAGCACUAUUUCCUCAAGUGGAACACUACCAUCACACCUGCAGUCAAGCAACAUCUGCAGAAGCUUUUCCAAAGGCCCAGCUGAUGGCAGACCACCGUUACCAAUUCCUAACAGGCAACCUCCCAAACUUGACAAUGAAGAGGGGCAACAAAGUUGCAAGAAUCAGACCACCAUAAAUCAGGAAUGGUAUGCUGCUGAUAUCACCCGACCUAAAGCAGAAGUUGCUCUUAGGAACAUAAACCAGGAUGGCACUUUCUUAGUAAGAGACAGUUCGAGAAGAACUCUUGAGCAACCUUAUGUCCUGAUGGUGCUUUACAAUGACAAAGUAUACAAUAUUCAGAUACGUUAUCGAGAGGAAGAUAAGUCUUACUUCCUUGGAACUAGCCUGAAAGCAAAUGAGGAUUUUACUUCAGUGAAUGAAAUCAUUGAGAACUUCAAAAGAAUGCCCCUUCGACUGAUAGAUGGGAAGGAUCGCUGUUCACGGAAGCAAUGCAUGUUAACAUAUCCUGCUGGAUUUCUUUAGAAAAAGAUUUUACUGAGGACCAAUUCAAGAUAUACUUUUAUUUAUCUCUAAAAGAUGAAGCCUGAAGAGUAACUGAUUUAUAUUUGGGAACACUGAUACACUGAGAUAACUUCUUGUGACUAAUUUUCAUGUAAUAAGGUGAAUGAUCUCAGUCUUCAAGUUACCCAUUUUUUCCAAUGUAUUAUUUUUCAUUAAACAUACACUUCAUGGAACAGUUUCAGGUAUGCCCUAGCUGAAAUACAUGUUACACGAACUGAAAAGGAUAUUUAAGAUAAUCAUAUUAUUGAACAUUUUCUUGAUGUACAAAGGCUUCGUCCCAGGGAGUAGCACUGUCAGGUUUACAGUAACAAAUACAUUCAGCUGAGAACAGCUUAAUAUUUAAGUGUUUUGAUGCUGUCAAACAAAGUAGACAUGCUAAUGUCUGUUCUGUGUAGAAGGACCCGUUGGCUAAAUUCCUUAUAUGAUUAUAUUAGUUAGCUGCAAACUUUGCAUUUGCAGAUGCAGCAAGAAUCAAUAAUAAAUGUAUCUGUUUUGACAUCUCCCUUUUCUAUGCCAACCUUGGUGAAAUGAUUCCUUGAUACAAACAACCUUCUAAUCUCUGUGGUGUGUGUUUUCACAUAAACCUCCCAGCAUGCUGGCUAGACCUUUUAGUCUAGCACUGUACAUACUGGACUUAUGAAUAUUCUCAUUGUGGUUAGAUAAUAGAAUUGUAGGUUGUAUCCUGCACUAGUCAUUCAAAUUUCUUCAGUCCAACUUUUCAGUUUCCAGAUGGUUUACUACUAGCUUUAGCCAAUUGUCAGCCUGAUCCACCAAAUCAUCAGCAGCUAUACUUUAAAUUAAGUUGCCAUCAGACCAGGCGCGAGCCAAAUUUAACAACUUUUAAAUCCUGUACUGUUAUAAAAUCCUUUGCUUUGUUAACGGUGCCAGAGCUCAGCAAUAGAACAUAUACUUUUGCAUUUUAAAAGUCCCAGGUUCAGUCCGUAGCAUCUCCAGGUAGGUCUGGAAAAGACUCCUGUCUGAAAAUCAUGCAGAGCCGCCACCGGUCAGCAUAGACAAGAUUGAGCUAAUGGAGAAAUAUUCCUACAGAACAGUGUUUUUCAUGUAAGGCCCCAAAGGCCAAUGGUGGCCCCCAUCAAACAGAAGUGUGACCCCACACUAAUUCUUUAUUAGGCCUGCAUGAAGCUUCAGCCAAAGCUGUAUCCUCUACACAAUCUCUCUGGCACCAUGCAGAGGUGACCAUUCUUACCAUGCAAUUCUAUGCUUUGUCCAGCACUUGUGGUGGUGGUGGUGGGAGAUCCUUUAAUAGUCCUCUUGAGCCCCUGCACCAUCCUGGAGGGCAUCUACAGAGUGCUGAGAAGUCUAGCCUUUCCCAGUGCUUUCCUCCUAGAGAAAGCGCGAUUUCUCUUAAAGGACCUUAUCCAGCACUGAAGAAGCGCAGUACUUACUGUGUGGAGCUCAGCAUAGUGGGAAAAGGUUCUUACAUCGAAACUUUUUUGCAAAAGUAGCCCCCAAUUAAAAAAUAGUGGUCACUGCUAUAAUUCACUGUAUAUCCCUUGCCACUUGAAAUAGUUUCACAGUUUGCUGUCCUACUUAAUGGAAGUAUUUUCUUUUAAUAUUAUUAAUACAAAUGGAAAGACCCCGAAAAUUACCGUCUGAUCAGUAAGGAAACCUCAAGCUAUAGUUUAAAAACUACAACUGUUGGUAAUUUUUUUAAAAAAAAAAUCAGGUCUGGGAUAAAGUAAACCAAUUACUAUAUUUUGUAGGAAAGGAAGAAAUAGUUAAAAAUUCUAAUUUUAAGUAUAGUAGAAUUGUUUUUUAAAUUUAUCUUUGAUUUCGGUGUUGCAGUAAAAAAAAAACCCUAAAGGUUAAACAUUUUGACUCCAAGCAGAGAUAAUGAAAUGUAAAGAUGCCCAAAUUAGAAAAUACUUCAAGAGAAUUGGCUGUACACUCGAAAGCUUCAAAAUCAAUUUGUUUCACUUUUCUUCCCUUCAGGAAAAUAGCUGUGAAAUGUUUACCUGUCAAAAACUGCUUUUAUACAAACAGGUUCUAUUUAGUCCACAAUCCUUUCUGAAAUUAAACCUUUAAACUGGAACAAACCAACCAUUAAAUAUCAAAACAAAUCAGUACUUUGUAUUUCUUACUGAAAUGUUAUCAUUGUGUAUUUGGAUUGGACUAUCUUCCUGCACCAAUUCUGCAGAAGUAUAUUUAGAAAUGUAUGUUUAUGUUCUGAAAAGGCAAGGGACUGAACAUACAUUUUCUGACUAUAAUAGAACCUAAAAACAACCCUGCAGAUACAUUAUUUCAGAACAGUGGUAUUCACUAUUUUUGAGACCAGUAAAAUCAGGCUACAAGACACAAAGGAUUAAAAGUAACUGUUUUCUUAGGAGUAUGUUACUGCUUUAUUUAAAGUAAAUACAAUUCCUUUAAAAAAUUAUUAGGUGAUUAUUAUUUUUUGCUCACAUUACUCCAUUUUCCAUAUUAUAACCCUAGUAUCUGCAUGUAAACUCUCAAAAAGGGUGUGAAAAAAUAGUUUAUUUAGCUUAAGCAAUGCCAUAAAAGCAAUACUCAGUAUUUAGUUACCUUGCUUACAGAGUGUCAUUUAAAACUAACUAACGUAACAAAAUUGCUGCAUAUGAGCAUUCUGGUGAAAGUGCUUCAAAACAUUAGAUAUGGACAUUUCUUUUCCCCUUCCACUUUUACAGUUUUAAAUGCUGAUGUUUUACAAAGCAUAAUGUACUGCAAACACAUAGCAGAAAAAUACUUUGCUACUGAAGAGAUGCUAAUGCAAAGGGACAAUAAAUAGAACUAGUUAAUUUUAUUCUUAAA
This is a messenger RNA of Hemicordylus capensis (graceful crag lizard), 4595 nucleotides long. RefSeq names its product lymphocyte cytosolic protein 2 (gene LCP2). NCBI's taxonomy places the organism in Eukaryota, Metazoa, Chordata, Lepidosauria, Squamata, Cordylidae. Gene Ontology annotation, biological process: intracellular signal transduction; cell surface receptor protein tyrosine kinase signaling pathway. Gene Ontology annotation, molecular function: protein binding. The coding region runs from base 177 to 1769 and encodes 530 amino acids. The transcript has 21 exons. The record is from RefSeq and is a predicted model, not a curated record.